Podarcis lilfordi (Lilford's wall lizard) is the source of this 23031-nucleotide messenger RNA. The record is from the annotation of a GenBank genome assembly. Lineage: Eukaryota; Metazoa; Chordata; Lepidosauria; Squamata; Lacertidae.
GCCACGCCUCUUGUUUUAUCUAGCCAGCCUUUCAUGCAGAAUCCCGUUGUUUUCCAGUGACCCAUUUGCGCCACAGAUGCAAGCGGGAAUCCAGGUCACAAUGAAUCAGUUGAGGCUUGUCUAAGAAGGACCUAACGUUCCAGGUCGCUCUGGAGGAGGCCCUGGCAACAGAAGCUGCCGAGAGGUCGACCCAAGAGGCACGGCCGAGCCUGCCAUCCCAACCGAGGGUCCACCAUGAAGACCUCACCGACGACUCAGGAUCUGACAGGGAGGAGGUGCACCGAGUACAGCAGCGCACUCAAGCAGCGCACAGACCACAGCUGCCUCGACGAGAAGGAGGGAACUGCGCAAGCUGCGGGGAGAGUCACGAGAGGAGGACCUGCCGUUUCCGCAACGCAGAGUGCAGGCAGUGCAGAAAAUCGGGACACAUCGCCCGGGUGUGUCGGGCUCCGCCCACCCCACACCCGGCAUCAGAUGACCAAUCCAAGAGCCCCAGGUCCCGGGGCCCAACGCACCAAGGCAACUCGACGGAGCUCACGGACUUCCAGGUAUACCAGUUGCCCCACCCCAACGUAGAGAAAAUUUAUGUAGAGGUACAGAUAGAGGGGCCCCAUGCCGCAUGGAGCUUGACACGGGUUCAACUCUAUCCAUAAUCUCGGCAAGGACCUUAAGGAAACUGUGUCCCACUGGGGGUCCCAAACUCAGGCCGGCCCCAUUCACCCUCCGGGACUUCCAGAAACGUAAGGUCCCCACAAUGGGGGUGGGGACCUUCAGGGUGCAAUACCGAGGGCGGACGCGGCAACUGGACUUGCUUGUGGUCAAGGGCCCCUACAUUAGCUUACUGGGAUUGGCAUGGUUUGGACCACUGGGGCUAGCUGUCACCGGGGUGAACCACACUAGCUUACAAGUGGACGUGGACGCCAUAUGCAAGGAAUUUCCAGGGGUUUUCGAUGGGAAAUUGGGACAGUAUACGGGCCCCCCCAUUGCGCUACAGCUUGACCCCGCAGUACGACCGGUCAGGCUCAAGGCCCGCCGGGUCCCGUUCGCCUUGAAACCCCGUAUAGACGAGGAAUUGGACCGACUCGUAGAGCAAGGAGUGCUGGAGCCGGUGCCUAAUGCUCCCUGGGAAACCCCAAUCGUCACACCCGUCAAGCCUAAUGGUUCGGUCCGCAUCUGCGCAGACUACAAAUGUACCAUAAACAAGGCCCUCACGGCCCACGCAUACCCAGUGCCAGUGGUCAGCCAUGUCCUUGCCACCCUGGCUGGGUCGAAAAUUUUUGGCAAGCUGGACUUGGCCCAAGCAUAUCAACAGCUGCCAGUAGAUGAGGCCACAGCAGAGGCACAGACGAUUGUGACGCACAGAGGAGCGUUCAGGGUAAAGCGGCUGCAAUUCGGUGUCAGCGUGGCACCAGGCAUAUUCCAGAAUAUAAUGGACUCUCUCCUUAAAGGGAUUCCUGGCGUCACCCCCUUCUUCGAUGAUGUGUUGAUUGCCGGCCCCACACCAGAGGAGUUUGAGGACCGCCUCCGCACCGUUCUGCACCGUUUCCAGACGGCGGGUCUCAAGGUGAAGCGGGAAAAAUGUCUACUAGGAGUGCCUCAGGUGGACUUUCUGGGAUUUAUGGUGGACGCAGAAGGGGUCCACCCGACUGGGGACAAGGUACGGGCCAUUGGUGAUGCCCCAGCGCCCAAGAGCAAGACUGAACUUCAGGCCUUCUUGGGACUAUUGAACUUUUACCAUUCCUUCCUUCCCCACAAGGCGGCGGUAGCGGAGCCCCUACACAGACUCCUGGACAAGCGGGCCCCUUGGGUGUGGGGCCAGCGCCAGGAGGCCGCAUUCCAGGCAGUCAAGGACUUGCUUGUCUCAAACUCGGUCUUGGCACACUUCGACGAGAGGCUGCCGGUGGUGCUAGCAUGCGACGCCUCACCCUAUGGCAUUGGAGCUGUCCUGGGGCACCAACUCCCGGAUGGAAGAGAGGUACCGGUGGCGUACUUUUCCCAGACACUCAACACAACCGAGCGGAACUACUCGCAAAUCGACAAGGAGGGUCUGGCAAUCGUAAAGGGAGUAAAAAUUCCAUGAUUUCUUGUACGGGCGGCCCUUCACCGUGGUGACUGACCACAAGCCGUUGCUUGGCUUGUUUGCCCCCGAAAGCAGACCCCCCAAGUGCUGUCUCCUCGCGUCCUCAGGUGGUCAAUUUUCCUUGCCAGCUACCAGUAUGCACUGAUUCACCGACCUGGGAAGGCGAUGGGCCAUGCGGACGCCCUCAGCAGGCUACCACUACCGGAAACAGGCCCUGACCCAGCACCUGCACAAGAGGUUAUGAGCCUGGAGCUGCUUCCCGACCGCCCCAUUCAGGCACAAGAAGUUGCACACCAUUCCAAGAAAGAUAGGGUCAUCUCCCGGGUCCUGGACUGGGUGUGGGGGGAUGGCCCAGCAGCAGCCCCGGGCCAGAAUUCGCCGGCUACACAACCCGCAAACAUGAACUGUCGGCCCACAAGGGGUGCCUGUUAUGGGGAAGCAGAGUCGUUGUUCCCCAGCCCCUCUGCAAAAGGGUCCUCACAGCCCUACACGAGACACAUCCAGGGGUAGUAAGAAUGAAGGCCCUUGCCAGGAGUUAUGUGUGGUGGCCGGGGAUCGAUGGAGAGAUAGAGGCCUGGGUCAAACACUGCCAGGCCUGCCAAGAAUCCCGCCCAGAUCCCCCAAGGGCCCCAGUCCAGUCCUGGGAGUCCGCCCGAGCACCAUGGUCACGCCUGCAUGUGGAUUUCGCUGGCCCCUUUCAGGGGAAAACAUUCUUCAUAGUGGUGGACUCCUACACCAAAUGGCUGGAAGUCGCACUGGUACCGUCCACUUCCACGUCCGCAGCCAUCCGGGUACUACGCAGGCUGUUUGCAACCCACGGGCUCCCUGACACUCUCGUCUCAGACAACGGGACUGCAUUUACGUCAGGAGAAUUCCAAACCUUCACAGCGCAGAACGCCAUCCGCCACAUCCGUUCGGCGCCGUUCCACCCUGCCACCAAUGGCCAAGCAGAACGCAUGGUGCGGACCACCAAGGACACCCUUCGCCGCAUGACGCAAGGGGACUGGGAGUACCGCCUUGCCACAUUCCUUCUAGCACAGCACAGCACCCCCAGCUCAACGACUGGCCGGAGCCCCGCUGAACUACUAAUGGGUCGGCGCCUUGCAAUCAGAUUGGACCGCCUUCACCCCGAUAGAGCUCAGGAUGAGGUAGUGGUGGGGGAAGGCAGGAACCCCCGGACCUUCGAGGCCCAGGACCCAGUGUACGCAAAGAAUUUUGGGGCAGGCCCAGCAUGGGUACCCGCCACAAUCACCAGGGUCACUGGCCCCGUGUCGUACGAGGUGCUAACGGAUGGGGGGCAAUGCUGGCGCCGCCACUGCGACCAGAUACGGCGACGAUUCCCGGGAGAAAACCAGGAGGAGGACAGGUCAGAGGAGUCCCAAGGGAACAGCGGGGCAGUGAGGCCCAUAGAGCAGGAGGGGCCAGCAGGAGAGGCAGAAUCAGUAAAUACAGAGAGGACCCGUGAGGCCGAAAGGACACCGGAACCAGAACCACGACUGAGCGAGCCGGUUGCACCAGACCAAACAGCCGCAUCACAGCCAGCAUCCUUGGAACACGAGCCAGAACCCGGAGCCCGGACCAGGGAACACCCCAGGCCACAACGCACACGUAGGCCGCCGGCAUACCUUGAGGACUAUGAAUGCGACCUCCCGGGCAGGACUGGAACUUAGAGGGGAGGGGUGUUAUGUACUGAGUUGAAUAGGAUCCAAACUGUAGCAGUCUGAUUGGUCCUAGAACAAUAGGAUCCAAAAGGCAGCAGUCUGAUUGGUCCUAGAACAAUAGGAUUCAGAACGCAGCAGUCUGAUUGGUCCUAGAACAAUGCAGCAGUAUGAUUGGUUGGCAGGAACCACCCAAUCCUGCUCCAGAUAGAAGUGAAUCCACAACCUGAUUGGCUUACAGUAGAAUUCCAGAAUUAGCCAAUCAUGUGCAGCCCAUUGUGUAAAUAAUGUAUAUAAAGCAGAUACUGUGAGGGGACAUUUAUUCAUUCCUCCUCACCACUAUGAGCUGAAUAAAGAGCAUGAAAUCACUUUGCGACUCUGAGUAUAUUUCAAGGCUUAUCAGGAGAUUGGAUUGUGAACAACAAAAAGAUUCCCAUAGAGCCAUACUUGAAGCGGCGAGGAGGCUGCUACGACUCUCUCGGCUGCUCGGCUCCCUCCGAAUGGCUGCAAAAAAAGGCUCCGUCCGGGAGGCUGGCGGGCGAGGGGACCCCGAUCCCGGCGGAGAACGAUGCCGCGCCGGCGGAUCCCAGCCUCGCCUCCUCUCUGUCCCUCUUAAGGCGCGCUCCUCUUCCUCGCGUGCUUCGGGGCGGAGCUGGCGUGGGAGAGUUGCACGCAUCCCGGCGUUCAGAAGGGGGCGAUCGUGUGAAUCCUCCGGGUUUUGCCUCUUGCGGCUCCGCCAUUAAACCACCGAGCAAGAGGAGGAGGCGGAGGCGGCAGAGACCGCCUGCAGCCUCCGACGCCCCGCUUCCAGCCGGGGGCGGCGCCAGGGAACUGUAGUUCGCGGGCGCCGAAACGGAGCGAGCGGGGAGUAGCGCCGGUAGGAACCAGGAUCGCCAUCGAUCGCGGUAGGAACCGGGAUCGCUCCGGCUUUGUCGCUGUGGCAGCUUCUCUCGCAGCCCUGCAGCCCUGCGAGAGGGAAGUCCCGUCGGGAGCUGGAAGAGCCGCCUGCAUUAGCGCUUGCCUGCAGCCCAAUACUGUCUUGCACAGGCUGGCAGCGGCAACGGCUCGCCAGGGUGUCAGGCGGGGGAACGGACGGUCCCAGCCUCACCUGGAUCGUACCUGCAUGCAAAAUGUUGUUUGUUUAUAUCUUACUGACAUAGGAAGCUUAUACCAAGCCAGACCAGUGGUUCAUGCAGCCCAAGACUGUCUGCACUGGCCGGCAGCCCCAGCCUCACCUGGAGAUGCCAGGCUUACCUUAUAUGGGAGGACAGGGUUCAUGUCCCCACUUGGCUCGUGCCAGUCACUGCCUCUCCGCCUAACCUACCUUGCAAGGCUGUUGUGGCGAUUAAAUGAGGAAGUGGAGAGCCAUGGGCUUCAGUUCCUUGGAAAUGAAAGUGGGCUAUAAAUGUGUGCCUCUUCCAUGUGAGGGUGGCAACAUGAGAACAGGGCCUUUUCUGCGGUGGUUCCCCAUUUGUGGAAUGCUCUCCUCAGGGAGGUUAGCCUGGCACCUUCCUUGUAUAUCUUUAGGUGCCAGGCAAAAACAUUCUUUUUCAACCAGGCCUUUGGCUGAUUAAUACUCUACAGCCUUUUAAAUGUGUUUGUGCGUGUAUUAUGGCUUUGUUGUUUCUGUUUUAAGUAUUUAUUUGCAAUUUUACCUUGUGUUUUUAUCUUGUGUAACCACCCUGAGAUUGUUUGAUGAAAGGCAGUGUAUAAAUUCAAUAAAGAAAAUAAUGCAAUCAAGGAAAUUAAUGAAUUAAUGAAAUACUUAAAGAUGCUGAACUACUAUUUUUAUUUUAUUGACUUAAGAAAAUUAUACAGACAGCAAAACGAAGAAGCGUAAAUUAACAUUGCCUUCUACCAAUAAGAAAUAAUAAUAACAAAUCUUAACUUGUCAUUCUGUCAUUUGUGGUACUUUUUCUGUUUUCCAAUAUUUUGCGGCUGGGGUUAUAUAAAAAAUAUAUUCCUUUUGUCCUUGGGGCUGUUGUUCGUUAAUAAACUAAUUCCAUUGUUUCUCACUCAGGAAGACUAUCGCCUAACCACUGAGCAUCACUGCCAGGGAAUGGUCAAGGGCAGGUGGUGUAUAUGACGGUUGAACCCCAUCGACCACAAUCCAGUCCUUUAAAGGACUAGAAGAUCAACCAAGAAAUUAGCUGUUCCUUCUUUUGUGUUUCUGGCCAGACUUUCAGGGAUUGAGAGCAAAGAUAGUUUUCCUGUCAAUCAACCGGCUUCUAGAUUGGCCCAGUGAACUUUGGAAGCGAUGAAGAAGCAAAAUUUUACAGGUCCGGAACUGGAUCUCAGACCAGACCCAGCAGGAAAAGCAAGCAGGGUGCUUCUGCCUGGAAUUACGAUCGAGCGACCAGGAUAUGGAGCGUCUGAAGACGGCAAAGGGGGACCCGGCAAGGGGAGGCAAGAGCGAUGGGAAGCCCAGUGGCAGCAGUUCCUGAAGACCCUGCAGCCCCUUCACCCAGAAGGGGGAGGCCCCCCAGAGAUGCCUGAGUCUGCCCCCUGGGAAGACGCCCAGGCCUUCCUGGCCUCCUUUGAGAAAGUGGCCAAAGCCUGCCGCUGGCCCAGAGGAGAGUGGGCGGCCCGGCUCCUGCCCGCGCUGAGCGGAGAAGCAGACGAGGCCUUCCGGAGCCUGGAAGCCGGAGACAGAGAGGAUUAUGGGAAGGUGAAGGCGGCCAUCUUGCGAGGGGUCGCCCUGAGGAUGGAGGCCGAGCGCCAACACUUCCGGCAGUUCUGCUGCCAGCAGGUGGAGGACCCCCGGAGGAUCCACCUGCAGCUGCAGGAUCUCUGCCACCGGUGGCUGAAGCCGGAGAGACGCAGCAAGGAGCAGAUCCUGGAGCUGCUGGUCCUGGAGCAGUUCCUGGCCAGCCUCCCGCCAGAGCUGCAGAGCUGGAUCCGAGCAGGAGGACCGGAGUCGUGUUCGCAGGCGGUGGCCCUGGCGGAGGAGUUCCUGAUGGCCAGCCAGCAGGUGGGCAGAACAGACAAAUGGCAGGUGAGGUUUUCAUCCCUCUCAAGCAACAGGCGGUGGCCUGGAAUAUUGGCGUCAUCUGCAGUUGUUCAGUUAGCAAUGGGUGGGAUUUUUAGCAGGGAGCUGCGGUGAAUUUUCUUCAGUUAACCACACUAAGAUUGUUGAGCUAAUCAAUAGCCGUUAUUGGUUAUUAGCACUGAGGAAAUUAAGAAUUCCAAAGCAUCAGGUUAACUUUUAGAAGUUACCGAGUUAUGUAUGCAUGCAUCUCUAGGUCAUAUGCAGCCGUAAAAAUGGAAGCUUUUGGUUUCCCAGGCAACACUUUUUACCAGACACAGGAAAGUGACCUUUCUGGCUUCAGUGGGGUCAUACAGGCCUCGUCAACAAAUUCCUUCUCUCUUUUCUGCAUUUCAUUUCACUUUUAAUUUGUAUACCGUCUUUCUAUUUUACAAUACCCACGGCGGUUUACAAGCUGCAGAAACAAAGAAUGUAGCCCUUAUAAGCAUCUACUCCAAUACAAAAAUGUGAUUAUUAUUAUUAUUAUUAUUUAUUAUUUGUACCCCGCCCAUCUGGCUGGGUUUCCCCAGCCACUCUGGGCGGCUUCCAUAGAAACCAAAAAUACAGUAAAAUAUCACAGAUUAAAAACUUCCCUGAACAGGGCUGCCUUAAGAGGUCUUCUAAAUGUCAGGUAGUUAUUUAUCUCUUUGACAUCUGAUGGGAGGGCGUUCCACAGGGCGGGCGCCACUACCGAGAAGGCCCUCUGCCUGGUUCCCUGUAGCUUUGCUUCUCACAAUGAGGGAACCGCCAGAAGGCCCUCGGCGCUGGACCUCAGCGUCCGGGCAGAACGAUGGGGGUGGAGACGCUCCUUCAGGUAUACUGGGCCGAGGCCGUUUAGGGCUUUAAAGGUCAACACCAGCACUUUGAAUUGUGCUUGGAAACGUACUGGGAGCCAAUGUAGGUCUUUCAAGACCGGUGUUAUGUGGUCUCGGCGGCCGGCCCCUGUCACCAGUCUAGCUGCCGCAUUCUGGAUUAGUUGUAGUUUCCGAGUCACCUUCAAAGGUAGCCCCACGUAGAGCGCAUUGCAGUAGUCCAAGCGGGAGAUAACUAGAGCAUGCACCACUCUGGCGAGACAGUCCGCGGGCAGGUAGGGUCUCAGCCAGCGUACCAGGUGGAGUUAGUAGACAGCUGCCCUGGAUACAGAAUUGACCUGCGCCUCCAUGGACAGCUGUGAGUCCAAAAUGACUCCCAGGCUGCGCACCUGGUCCUUCAGGGGCACAGUUACCCUAUUCAGGACCAGGGAGUCCUCCACACCAGCCCGCCCCCUGUUCCCCAAAAACAAUACUGAUAAUAAAUCAUAACUUUAAAAUAAGCAACUUAUAUCAAAUAAACUAAUAUUCAACAAUCCAUUAGAACAGUAUAGAAUAAUACUAAAUAUCAGCAUAUAAAAAUUAAACAGAUAUCCACUCUUAACAGUGGCUGGGGAAACCCAACCAGAUGGGCGGGGUAUAAAUAAUUUUUAUUAUUAUUAUUAUUAUUAACAAGUAUAAUAAAUAUUUUCUAAACUAUCAUCAAUAAAAACUACUUCGGCAAGUCACAAUGCAUAAAAGAAUACAAUAAAAAUUGAAAAGCAGAGACUGGAGGGUGGGGCAAGGCAGGUGGAAGAAGGCCUCAUAAUUCAAAAGGCCUCUUAGCUUAUUUUUACAAAAUCCCUCCAUCCCCAAUAGCUUUUUGAUGCAUUAAUUUUCUUCACAUACAUCUUAAAUGUAUACAUUUGGAUGUUUUCCCACAACAUAGCUGAAGCUGAGAACACUCUUAGCUUAAUACGAUCAGCUGAACAUUAUCGGGCAUCUCUGAAUGCUUUUUGUAAGAUGCUCAUAUGGUUCUUCCGUUGGCAAGAAGUUUCAUACAUGCAGCCAUAUGAAAUGUUCACAACUGCUCCUUUACCAUUAUAAAAUAUUCCUAUUAAACACCAAAAAGCAUUGUGUUUAGAUAAUCAGUUGACAUUUUUUGUUGACAUUUUAUGACUGGUAUUAUUGCUACUGGCACAGGGGAUGGUUGAAAUGAAUGUCAAACUAAAUGAAAAGGUAGAUUAAUUUCUUACAAAUUGUAAUAAGUUUUUUCAGUAGAAGAGAAUACCUUUCAUUGUGUUAUUCCUUAGAUCGUAGCAGCACAGAAUUGUAGUAUCAUAGAAUUGUAGAGUUGGAAGGGACCCUGAGGCCUCGGUCCAGUAUACCUGAAGGAGCGUCUCCACCCCCAUUAUUCUGCCUGGACACUGGGUCCAGCACCAAGGGCCUUCUGGCGGUUCCCUCACUGCGAGAAGCCAAGUUACAGGGAACCAGGCAGAGGGCCUUCUCCGUAGUGGCACCCGCCCUGUGGAACGCCCUCCCACCAGAUGUCACUCAGGUGAAAUAAUAAAACACCAAUUACUGCUAAGAAAUCCAAAUUUCAAGUAGAAUUCUGGUCUAACCUUGAAUUGGCAGCCACCAGGACAAAUUUUGCUCUUGGAUCCUGCUUGCCCGAUUCCUAUAGGCAUCUGGUUGGCCACUGUGGGAACAGGAUGCUGGACUAGAUGGGGCUUUGGUCUGAUCCAGCAGGACUUUUGAUAGGUAAGCUUUAUUUGGUCCGAAUAGCUCCUUGAAUUAAUACUCGAAGGGGAAGGAGGUUUAGGAGCGCAGAGCCCUUCUCAUUCCUGUGCCUCUGUUCUGAGAGGGGUUUUCUCUGCCUGUUUCAGGGGCCGCUGCAAGAGGUGUGUUUGGCUUCCCUGGAUGCAGUGGAGGAGCCCUCAGAUGCCGCCGAGGGGCAGGUCUGCUACGAAGGGAAGCAGGAGAGCGAUGGGGAGAUCAGGUUGCUGGGUAAGAAGUCACCAAAUUAGUGUUUCGCGUUGUUCUAGUUUCAUUUUUUAAAAAUAAUAAUAUUUAUUAAUAAUUUCAGAAUUACAGAAAAAAAUAAAAAACAAAAAACAACACUACAAUACAUAAAAAGAAGAAAAAACGCAAAACAUAAAAACCAAUACAUCAAUACAGUAAUAUGUAUGUAUAUAUAUAUAUAUAUAUAUAUAUAUAGGAAAAAAAGAAAGACACAAAUCCCAUAUAACUUCCAUUUGCUUGUUUCAUUGACCUCCUCGCACCUCCCUUUUUGUAUUCUAGUUUAGUUAGUUAUUUCAGCAAAUUCUUUCCAUCUUUCUCAAUUUUUAUUAAAUAAUUUAUCUUAACAAUUUAACCUAUUAAUUAACUCAACAGAUCCUUUCCAUCUUUCCCCAUAUUCUGUUAUUCAAAUUACCUUAAUUUAUUUAACCUUAUUUAUUUAACCUUAUCUAGUUUCAUGGAUUAUGAGAGGGAUGAGAUUUGGGCUGCCUCAGUCUCUCAGAAGGAAGGAACUAUGGUGUGUUCAUCUUUUGUUUUGGGGAAUCAGAAUGGCUGCCCAGGUCUUCUAAGUCAAGCUUUUAUUUCAUAGAAAUGAAUAAAUCCCACCCACAUGUGAGGAGUUUAGAAACCUGAUUCUUUCCUCUCUUUUUUCCCCUUUCAAUUUCUUGCUGAAUACUCGCAAUUGGAAAUUUUUAACGUUUGAUGUUUUAUUGUGUUUUUUAUGUGUUGGAAGCCACCCAGAGUGUCUGGGGCAACCCAGCCAGAUGGGCCAGAUAUAAACAAGAAAGUUAUUAUCAUUAUUCUUAUUAUCAUUAUCAUUGUCAUCAUCAUCAUUAUCAUCCCAGUCUGUGCCUGUGUUGGAUUUGAAAUCCACUUCUAUAUAUGUAAGGGUUUUUAAUUGUUUUUGGAUAUGCAAUUAUUCAUAGGCAGCAAUCUUUUUAACUUUAUAAAUACGUGUGCAUGAGAGAGCGAUAGCCCAAGCACAAUAUAUCUAUAUAUAUUUUUGUGCCGUAUUGUGAAAUGACUUCGAGAUCCUUCAUAGGGAGCCAUCCAUGAAUAAUAAUACUAAAUCUGGCUUCUUAUUAUUAUUAAUCUCUUAACAGCAGAAAUCUUGCUCCAGGUGAGCAAAAGCAAGGCGCUGUCUGUGCAAUUUUUUGGCAGCUGUACCAAAAGGGGAAUUGGUGACUUGGGUCUCUUUCCCUGUCACUCCAUGAAAACCUGCCCCUUCUCUCCUUUAUGCAACUCUUAACAGAACAGGAAACUUACUCUGCCGUACCCAGACACCCUAAAGGUGAUGGGAAUAACUUGCUCCCCAUUUCUAAAUUUCCCCUCGCAGGCGGCGGAAUCAAGUGCUCAGGUCACUCUAGUUCCUUGUCUCCUGCGGAAGGACAGAGGAUGGCUGACUCAGGUCUGAAUGAGGUAUGAGAAGUCUGGAUGGGUCAGCUUUUCUGUGUGGUGUGUUAAGACUAUAGAGGAGCUAGGCUAACAGUGGAUGCUGCGAUGAGUCCUCUUUCCUGGUUUUCUAAUACCUGUCCUGGUAAACUGUUGGUUCUUUUUUUUGCUCAUUUAGAGGGGGGGAGCCUUUAUUUAACAGACUUUGGGUACUGACAAAUCAUUUUUAAAAACCCUAUAAGCGGUUCACAUAAAAUGUAAAAUGUACGUUAAAGUAUUUGAUGAAGGUCAGAAGUUAAAAACAAGUUGGCCAAAAAGCGAAAUCAUUUUUCUAGUGCACAUGUGCACUGGAGUUACUUCUGUUCCUAGUCCUCAUUGUUUAUACAGUCGUACCUUGGUUUUCGAAUUUAAUACAUUCCGGGAGUCUGUUUGACUCCCGGAACAGCUCGGAAAUCAAGGUGCGGCUUCUGGUUGGCUGCUGGAGCAUCCUGCAGCCAGUUGGAAGCCACACCAGACAUUCGGGUUUCAAUCGUUCAGGAGCUGAAACUUUCGAGUUCAAAGGCAUUUGGCUUCCGAGGUUGCACUGUAGUAGAUUGGCCUGUAAGGCUGGAACCCUGCCCACAUUUACCUGCAUAUUGGGCAGUGAGGCUUAAAUAGCACAGUAAAGAGUGCAAGAAAAGUGGUUUUCCCCCUCCCUUAUGCUUUACAAGUGGAUCAAAGAUGGUGGAAUCCAACUAAGUUAACUGCGGCAGGGAUCAACUUUCAUGAGCGCAACAAGAUGUCCUCCCCCUGCAUGCCUCUCCCAAUUUCCUCCAGGUCUCUGGAGCUGAUUUGGAGGAGAAGGAGGUGAAGUUUCGUUGUGCUCAUGGAAGUUAUUCCAUGUGCAAUCAAUGGCUCUGAAUGCUAUUUAUUGUGCAACGAGACCUGACUGGGGAAAUCAGUUGGUGGUUCCUUUCACGUUUUUCCAGGGGCUGGUAAACCUCAAGGAGGCAGGUGUCUCCUUGCACCUAGUGGAGCCGACUCUGAUCCAGCCAGGCCAACAGACGAUGUUCUGGCAAGUCUUGCAGGAGGAAGAUGGGAGCACCGAAUCCUUGGGUAAGGCUUUGUCAUUCUCAGGCCCCAGGAGCUGCUGUGGAUGCUGGCAUAACCAAUUGCCCUCUUUGGAAUCUAUAGGAGGGGGGCGGAAUAAUUGAAUAACUAGAUUGAGUAUUUGACUCCUUUGAAUAAAUAUUGCAUACACAACUGACAGAUGGAGUUCCUUUAAUCCAUUUCUUUCCAUUUUCUCUCUCUUAACUAUUAUCUCUCUGGAUAGUUUUUUAUUAUUCUUAUAUAAUUACUCUCUCUCGUUGUACUUUGGUAAGAACUGUACACACAUGAAGGGGAAUGACAGUUUGAGGACCCUGUGUGAGAGAUGGGCAAGGGGAGAUAUCACCAGCUUUGAGAAGAGAAACAUGAGCCCAGGUGACAGCUGAGAGGGCACACCUUUCUCUGUUAAGCUUUAUUGAUGAGGGAGGAUCUUGUAGUUUCUGUUUCUUUUCCUUCUUUCUUUGGUUUCUUUCUUUUCUAGAUUAGUUGGCUCCUUUCAUUGUAUAGUCAUACCUUGGAAGUCAAACGGAAUCAGUUCCGGAAGUCCGUUCGACUUCUAAAACGUUCAGAAACCAAAAUGCAGCUUUGUUCAGCUUAAAAUGGAUAGAAUUGAAAGCACAUAGCAAAAGGUGAAGCUUCUGAAGAAACUUAAUUUUGUCUGAUGCGUGCCUUUCCAAAAAAGAGCAUUUCCACACUAUUAUUAUUUAAUUAACAUGUAUUCUUCUGUAAUAUAAAGUUGAUGUGAGUUUUUUGUAUAUACAGUGGUACCUUGGUUCCCGAACUUAAUCCGUUCCAGGAGUCGGUUCGACUCCCAAAACCGUUCGAAAACCAAGGCACAGCUUCUGAUUGGCUGCAGGAGCUUUGAAAAGCAUGUUUAUUGGGUUUUGAACUGAGCUAGACAUCAUUCUCUCUCUGUUCCUCUUUUCCACUCAAGAGGGAUUUUUGGCGCCCAAACCUGAUUUCCCCUCCCACCCCAAAAAGGAGGACGAGAUAUUCCACCAGUUCUCGGUGCAAUGUGAACGACCCUCGGACCAAGCUAUGGGUAAGGGGUUGGCAGUGUUUGCCAUUGGAGGAGGACACUGGGGUUGCCAUGCAGAGCUGAAGGCCACUCUUUUUUCUUUCUUUUUUCCCUCUUCCCAAGGUCAUUGUACACAGGUUCAUCAGCAUUUCUGAUGACUAGUGGAUGAACCAAAAAAAUUAUGCAGAACGGGACUGACUCCUCGUGCAUUCUCUUUUUUCCUGAAAAUGCAGAAAAUUUCUGGAAAUGUCAAUGAGAUCCUUUCCACUUAAGAUUUAAAUCUAGUUUAACUACGAUGCAUUGUGUCCAAAGAAGCCUACAAGGUCUUGCACUUUUGCAACAGAACCUCCCUUUUCUCUGUCCUCUCGCUCACGCCCACCCUCCCCCCAAAAAAUGCCCCACAGGGUAAAGGGAACACCUAGAAAAUAUUUAGUGGGCCCUUAGACAGGCACGGUCUCUGUGGUAUUUUUGGUACCUUUUUCUUCCCACAAACCUUUUAAGCUGAGAUCAUUCCCAGUCUUAUUUCUGUGUUGGAAUUGUUUUAAAUAUGUUUUUAGGUGCUUUCUUUUUUUUUUUUUCAAAUGAUAUUUAUUAAAAUUUUCAAAAAUACAGAAAGUAAGAAUUCAAAUACAUUCAAAGCCUUAUUUUCAUACAUCCACUUUCCGGGACUCCCCCCUUCCCCCACCCCUACCAUAUUCCUCUUUCACAUUGUUGGCUCCACAAGCUCUCAAUUCUAAUUAAAACUUAAUUAUUUAGACCAUUAUCCGAAUUUAAAAUUUAUACACUCCUCAUCAAUACUCUUAAUAAAAGACAAAAAUUCUUUCCCAGGGCCCACCCCAUUUUCAUUCCACAAUUUCCCUUUUUUUAAUAAUAAGGACACCCCACACAAUAGAAAUAUCAAAGAUAAGAAAUAAAAAGUAUAGUAGAUGAAAAAGAGCCAGUUCAAAAAAAAAAAAAGAAGUUAACAAGCCUUUGGAUUUUAGUUCUCCCCCCCCUGUCCCCGGUUUAAUUUCCCCCUGACCACCAAACCAUGUUAUCCGCCUGGAAUUCUUAAAGUCCAUAAAUCACCUAUUUCCCCCAACUCCUUGCUGGCUUUUUCUUUUUGUAGUUUUUUUUUUUUUUUUUUUUUUAAAAACACUUAACUUCAGAUCUUUAAUAAAACUCCCCCCAUUGUUCUUUCCAAAUUGUAGUCCAAUUUCCUCUUGUUCCGCUGCUAAAACGUUCUAAUUCUGUUUUUAGGUGCUUUCAUUGCUUUAUCAUUUGUGGGUUUGAGAAACAGGGCAGGGUCAUUCCACGCCAAAACACCUGGUGCUAUGUGCUCUCAUGUUUCAGAUUUUGUUCAAAAUUUUUGGCACUUAAUACCGCUUUUAUACCUUAUUUCGAAAGAGACAAAAAAUAGCUUUAUUUUGAUACCAAAAUAAGCCCAAUUGGUUGAAAAAUAAGCGGAACAGGUUUUUUCUAAACUGACACAGAAAUUGCAUUAGCCUAAAUCACGUGAAAAUUUAAAUUAAAAAAAAAAUCUCCUGAGCCCAAUUUUGGACCAAAAAAUCUGAAAAAAAUAAUUUGAGGGUGUCUCAUAGGUAUGUACACACACAAAAAUUGAACAAAAUCUGAGACAUGAAAGCACGGUCGAGGUGAUUUGGUGUGGAAUGACCCGGCAGGAUAUAAAUUUUGAGGGUGAUAUGAGGCAGAAGCAAUGAGGUGGCAGGAAUCUGGAAAAAAGUCCCAAAUGUCCUCUUUUUGUCUCUGUAGGUGAUGGGAAGCGGAGUGAGCUCAAGGUGGAGAAUUCGCAGUAUGGAGGAAAUGAGCCAGAGCCACAACCAGAUAUGGGCCAAGGGAAUGGACCAAUGGCAGCUGAGCUGUGUGAGAAAAGAUGUGAGUCUGACAGGGAGCAGGGGAAAAAGGCUUUAGAAACUGAGACUGAAUCCAACAAGUUCUCAGAAGGUCUUGUAGGUAGAGGAAAUUGCUCUGUAGAUACAAGGGAGGAGACGCUCUCGUUCUCAAUGUAUGGUAGACUGACCCGUUCUAAAUCAAGACAUGUUGCGAAAUGUGCUGGAGAGGACCGUUCCGAACGUCCCGCGAUGGUGGAUCCCUCCCUGCAGAAUCCAGACCAUCAGCGAAGGCAUGCGGGGGGCAAAUUAUAUCAACACUCGGAGAGCAGGCAACGCUCUCAUCCGAGAAAGGACCUUCUUGGACAACAGAGCAGCCGAGCAAGGGGAAAAUCCCUCAGCUGCCCAGAGUGCGGGAGGAAGUUCUCUCGGGGGUCGCAUCUGAAGCACCACCUGCGAACUCAUACCGGAGAGAAGCCUCACAAAUGCCUCGAGUGCGGGAGCUGCUUUCCUCAGGGGAUAAACCUGACGAGACAUCGGAGAAUCCACACCGGAGAGAGACCGCACAGGUGCCCCUAUUGCAAAAGCAGCUUCACUCGGAAGGAUCAGCUGCUCCGGCAUCAGAGGACUCUCAAAUGUCAGAGCGCUUGACAGUGCACCCUGAGUGCGAGGAGGCCUGUGAGUCCCAAGGGACACUGACCGGCCAGCAGAGAACCCAUGAAGGGCACCAGCGGAGCUAAUUCUAGCCAGAGUUAUGAGUGAACAUGUUUCUAGUGGGCCUGCAGAAACUGCAAAGGAAGAGCUGUCUGGAUCAGGCCAGUGGCCCAUCCAGUCCAGUAUCCUGUUAUCACAGUGGCCAACCAGAUGCUCUAGUGGGAAACCUGAAGGCAGGAUUUGAGAACAAGAGCCAUCUGCCCUCCCAUGGUUUCCAGCAACUGUGGAAGCAAAGCACAGUCAUUGUGGCAGGCAGGCGUUCAAAGCUUAAUCCACUGUGAAUUUGUCUGAACAUAGUUUAAAGCCAUCAAAGUUGGUGGCCAUCACUGCCUCUUGUGGGAGGGAGUUCCGUAGUUUAACUGUGUGAAGAACGACUUCCUUAAAUCCGUCCCAAAUCUCCCAGCAUUCAGCUUCCUUCGGUGUCCACGAGUUCUGGUGUUCUGAGAGACGGAGGAAAACUUUCCUGCGUCCCCUGUGUCUCCAUGCCAUUUUAUAGACUUCUUACUCACCUUUUAAGUUUCUCUGAACAAGUUUUAAGCAACCAUUCCCUCUCUGGUCUUCGCACCAGGUCAUGUAGCCAAAAUACAGUGGUACCUCAGGUUAAGAACUUAAUUCAUUCUGGAGGUCCGUCUUAACCUGAAACUGUUCUUCACCUGAGGUACCGCUUUAGCUAAUGGGACUUCCUGCUGCCGCCGUGCCGCCGGAGCACAAUUUCUGUUUUCAUCCUGAAGCAAAGUUCUUAACCCGAGGUACUAUUUCUGGGUUAGCAGAGUCUGUAACCUGAAGUGUCUGUAUCCUGAAGCGCCUGUAACCUGAGGUAUCACUGUACCUGCUCCAGGUGUGACGAUGAUGCUGUCGUAGAAUCAUAGAACGGGAAGAGACCACAAGAGUCAUCUAGUCCAACCCUCUGCCAAUGUCUGCACAGUUAAAGCACCAAAGAGCCAAAGGAAUUAGUUUAUGUACGCAACUCCUGCUGUGAAAGUUUGUGCCCAAAAAUGGCAUGAGGAGGCAGUACCCAUGAAAGGGGGGUGGCAGUUGAAUUUGAUGGAAUGUGCAGGAUUAGCAAGUUGAACUGGUAAAAUCAGAGAUCAAAGUGGAACAGUUUUCAAGGAGGAAUGGAAAACGUUUGCAGAUUAUUAUUUUUAAAAUGUUGUAAAUAUGCCAGCACGCUAGCAGGUGUGAAGUAAGUUCAGCAGUAAAAGUUAUUUUGAGAAUAAAGCUGAGAAAAGAAGAUAUAGGUUAGUUGCAAUGUGCAGCAUCAAAAGAUAAUAAUGAGAAAGACAUGGAGGGCUCAGAGGGAAGUCGACUUUUAAAGUGAAUGUAUACUGGAAAAUGUUUGAUUAAUUGUAUUUUAUUUGUGAAAAUUUAUAAAUAUAUAUAUAUUUUUUAAAAAUUAAAUGUGUGGUGUGUACACUGGGGCAGUCCUCAUUGAGCUGUUCCCCUUUCCUCUUUUAUGUUUCUUCUAAAGGUUUGUCUCAUGCUUCUUCAGAUCUCAGGGCUCCCCUAAGGCUGCUGACAGGGAUAGCUCAGUUGUUAGAGCGUGAGACUCUUUAUCUCGGUCCAGUAUACCCGAAGGAGCAUCUCCACUCCCAUCAUUCUGCCCGGACACUGAGGUCCACGCUGAGGGCCUUCUGGCGGUUCCCUUGCUGCGAGAAGCCAAGUUACAGGGAACCAGGCAGAGGGCCUUCUCGGUAGUGGCACCCGCCCUGUGGAACGUCCUCCCACCAGAUGUCAAAGAGAAAAACAACUACCAGACUUUUAGAAGACAUCUGAAGGCAGCCCUGUUUAGAGAAGCUUUUAAUGUUUGAUGGAUUACUAUAUUUUAAUAUUUUGUUGGAAGCCGCCCAGAGUGGCUGGGGAAACCCAGCCAGAUGGGCAGGGUAUAAAUAAUAAAUUAUUACUAUUAUUAUUAUUAUUAUUAUUAUUAUUAUUAUCUCAGGGUUGUGGGUUCAAGCGCUAUGUUGCGCUAUGUUCUGCCACCACUGCCUGAGGCUGCAUUCCUUCCAAUGCCUGCUGCUGCUGCAAAUCGCAAGUUGGGAGAGUCCUGUGCUGUUGUGCUCAGAUCCUGCUUGUGGACUGUGAGAACAGGGUGCUGGACUGGAUGGGCCACUGGCCGGAUCUAGCAGGUUAUUCUUACAUUCUAGAUACAAUGGGUUGCGGGAGAAGAGAUGUUUAACGGAGCCUGUUAUGCCGUACAAUGGAAGGAAGACCAGCAAAAUUCCUCUCUCUUGUCUCUUCAGGUGACAGCAAGAGAAACUGGAUCAAGAUGGGGUGUUCUCACUAUGGAGGAAAUAAACUGGAGGAAUCACCUAGGUCUCUUCCACAGAUAGACCAAAGAAAUGUGUCAGUGGCAGCCAAGGUCCACGAGGAAAGAUCUGAGUUCAACAGUGGACUGGAGAAGAAGCCACUGACAGCUCAGAAUGAAUCCAGUAGCCUCUCAGAAGGUCUUGAGGAGUCUUGGAGUGAAAAACACACAGUGUGCACCAGGGAAGAAAGGCCUUUGCUCUCCAAGUGUGAUAAAAGCUCCCGGCACAAACCAGGACUUGUUAUGAAACAUGCUGGGGAAGAUUCAUCUGACUGUCAUAUGCCGGUGGGUAUCGUCUGGCAGCAUCUAGGCGAUCAGAGAAGGCAACGUACCAGUGAAAUAUUUUACAAGUGUCCCAGAUGCGGGGAAAUCUUCCAUGAGAGAACUAAGUUCCUUAAACAUCAGCAGUGCCACACAGCGAGGAAACCUUGCGUUUGUCAGGAGUGUGGGAGAAAAUUCUUUUGGCGAUCGGAUUUGACAAGGCACCGGAAGACUCAUACAGGAGAGAAACCUCACAAUUGCCUCGUGUGUGGGAAAAGCUUUGUACGGAAGGAACAUCUGAGGAGACAUUUGAGAAUCCACAUGGGAGGGAAACAUCACAAAUGACUUCAGUGUGGGAGAAUAGUUUCCCGGAAAUCUGAGCUGAUUAGACACUGGAGAACUCACAAACAGAGAAGCGUAGCAGGUCCCUGAACUUUGGGUUCAGACGCUCAGAGCUCCUCCAUCAAAGAAUCCAUAGACUCUCUUUCACGGGAGGUUUUUAAGCAGAGGUUGGAUGGAUGCUUUAGUUGAGGUUCCCGCAUUGCCCCUAGAGGACCCUCGGAGACCCUUCCAACUUUAUGAUUCUAUCAUUUUGUGACAUGAACAAGAAUUGAUGAUCUGAGAGAGCAAAGGCAGACUUUUUGUGAGAAACAGAAAAAAUAAACCUUUGGCCUUAUCAUAGGUUUUCUCCAAGGGGUCAGAGGGAAUUUGAGAUAUGGGACUGAGUUGUACAGAGUGAGGCCAUUGGUUGUCUGGUCCACUACUGUGUACCAGACUGCCAGCAGUUAACCCCAAGUUUCAGUUGGAGAGCUACAGGAGAUCCCAAACUCUGUGACUCGUGGGUUGCCAAGAAUCUGCUAGCUUCAUUCAGGUGGUCUGCAGCAUGUCUGCAGUCAGUGUUCAUAUUUUCAGCUGUAUUUUUAUUCAGUCUUUUAUUUCUUAUGUUGUAUCUUACAAUGUUCCCAUUUGAAUUCUGUGGAAUGUGAAUUACCCUGUGCGAUGAAAAAAAAUGUGUAAGUAAUAAAAGGAGCAAUAGAAGCACAUCUAAAAACCUUACGCUGCAGGCAUGUCCAAAGACCGUUUCGGGGGCCGCCAGUUGAUUUAAUCCGGCCCCCAUGGCAGUAUAUGUCCUGGGGUAAAUCCUAAAAAAACUCAGCAACUUUGGUUGGCCCUCAUGCAUGUUCACUUCAUCAAAUCUGGCUCUCUUUGAAAAAAGUUUGGGCACCCCUGCCCUACAGCAUCUAACACCGCACAUUCCAAUUGCUAUGAGAGGCAGAAACAACAUUAAGCCAAGUCCAUCUGCAAUUUUCAAGUCCAUGAGGAACGGAUGUUUGGGAACGACUAUGUUAGAACCUCCAUGUAGGGCAGUGGCAGGGCUGAAAUCCCCCGAUCAGGAACUGUGUCUGUUUGAGGGUAUAUUUGAGGUGGGUCCAUUUAUUGCUGACUCCUAGCAUAUUCUGCAAGAGUCCUAUUCCACACAAAAUUCCUCUGUCAAAUGUCAGCUUGGGAGAGGGAAAUAGGCCGGGAUCCUGAACACACAGGAAUGCAGCUGUUGCUGUGACACCUCAGGAACACAUUUUCGGGAGGUUACUGGAAUCUCUUGGAUGCUCAUUGACCUACCUCAGAAAAUAAGUUCUGCUCAGAGUACACCUGUUGGAAUUUAUGGGCACAUUCAUUAUUUUCAAUGGGUCUACUAUGAGUAUGGCUAAUGUUGGAUGCCACCCAUAAUUCCCAGGGUUUGAGUCUCUGUGUUGUCCCCUUUCCGCUUGAACAGAGAAAACAUGUAAAAUACAUAAUAGCUUAUUUUGCAAAAUGAGGGGGAAAUAAACCCAUUUGCCUUGACUGGCUUAACUAAUUUAACUGCUUAGGGAAGUUUUGAAUGUUUGGUGUAUUUAUCGUAUUUUUAAUAUUUAAUUGGGAGCCGCCCAGAGUGGCUGGGGAAACCCAGCCAGAUGGGCGGGGUAUAAAAUAACAACAACAACAACAACAACAACACAAGCGACAACAUCCAUCUUUCCCAAGAGCAGAAUCUGGGAACGCUGACAUUUAUUAUUUUACGGAGAGGGUGAUCUUUGAGACGGGGGUGGGGGGCAUGAGCUUAACAACGAUGUGAUGAAUUAGAAUGGGUUCCAAAAAUGUGGCCAAGUUUCCUUCAAGCGGUUCAUGGCAUGUCUGCAUUAAAUGUCCAAAUUGAUUUUUAAUUUUAUUUCUAUUGCUUUUUUAUUUCUUCAGUUGGAAGCAAAUUUAUUCUGUUGUGCUGCAAUUUGAAUUCUAUGGAAAGUAAAUUGUCAUGCUGCGAAGCACAAGAAAAGGAGGAGCAGUAGAAAUACAAUUAAAAAUCGUACAGCAUCUAGCACAUUGCAGUGGCGACAUUAAGUGGUCUGACAAGUCUGGCCUUUUUCAAGUGGUACGUGGGGUGAGGGGAGGAGAGUUUUGGGAACCACUGAAUUAGAGUAUGCAACAGGCAGGGAGAGCAGCGAGAAGGAUUCUCUUGACAAGAGGUGACCAGAACAUAGACAAAAACCCUCUCUUCUUCUCUCUUUAGGUGAUGGGAAAAGACAUUGGAUCAAGAUGGAGAAAUCUCAGCUAGGAGAAACUUUGCUGGCAGAAGCACAUAGGACGUUAGCAGAAACAUCCCGAUGGGAUUUCCCUGGGGCAUCUGAAAUUUUUGAGGACCGAUGGGAAUCCAAAGACCAUCAGGAGAAGCAGCUGCUGAUGGAGAAAAAGAAUGAAUACACGGAGGUCGUGCAAAUUCUCCCACCUGCUGUUAGCACUGUGCAGACACAGGGGGGAAAGCUCUCCUCCAAGCAGGUCAGAAAAUCCCGCUACAAAUCGGGACUUCUUAUGAUCCCUAAUAGGGAGAACACCUAUAAAAGUCCUACGCUGGAAGAAAACGUCCAGCUGAAAUGUUUCUUGGAUAACCAUCCAGGAAUCUCUGCAGGUGAGAGGCAACAUGAGCAAUCUGAGGGCAGAAAAAGCGUCCGCCGUGGGGACGGUUUGACCGGGUACCAGAACAGUCGCACGCAAGCGGAUCCCUACGAAUGUCCCGAGGAUCGGAAAAGCUUCGGGAACAGAAAGGCGUUAAAGCGGGAUCAAGGGAUUCAGACAGAGGGGAGGCGAUACCAAUGUACGCAGUGCGGGAAGUUCUUCAGACACAGGCAGACGCUGACUAAGCACCAGAAAAUUCACACAGGAGAGAAAUUGCACGAGUGCCCCGCUUGUGGGAAAGGGUUCACUUCUCGGGAGCCGUUACUGAGACAUCAGCGGAUCCACACGGGAGAGAAGCCGUACGAAUGCCCUCAGUGUGGAAAGUGCUUCAGGCAGAGGGUGCACCUGAUGUGCCACCAGAAAACCCACACGGGAGAGAAGCCGUUCAAAUGCCCCGAGUGCGGGAGGAACUUCUCUCGGAGGGAUAAGCUGAUCAGGCACCAGAGAAUCCACAGAGGGCAGAGGCCUUAUUCACACCUGGAGGGCGGGAAGAGUUUCGAUCAGAGAGCAGCGCUGGCGAAACACCAGGGCCUCCAAGAAGGGUGCUGAGAGACUCUUCCGCUCAGUAGACGGCAACACAUUUUCCACAGUCAGGAGGGAAGCAGGGGCUCGAGCUCCCGUCCCUGAAAGCAGGUUUUAAGCAGGUUGCAUUGCCACAGAGAAAUAAAUACAGUGGUACCUCAGUUUUUGAACGUAAUCUGUUCCGGAAGACCGAGUUCCGAAACAUGUGAAAACCUAAAACUCAAUACGGAAGCUGCGUGGCAUGUUUGACUUCUGAGGUGUCUUCAAAAACCGAAGCAUUUAUUUCCAGGUUUACGGCGUGCGAAAACUGAAAUGUUUCUCAACGGAGACAUUCAAAAACCGAGGUACCGCUGUAAAUAAAAGGAGAGGCCAAGCCUCCAGGUGGAAAUUUCAUCUGCGGCCUGUGCAGUACAAGAAAGCACAUGCACCGCGUGGUGUUUUGUGAGCAGGCCUGUUUCUUCAGAAUCCGUGUUUGCAAAGCUCUGAAGGAGUACAAUAAUAAAAGGAAUUCUGACUGGGUGUCCUUUAAUCGUGGCCGAGUCUCUUACUUGCCUCUGUGCUAUGAACAUUAAGGAUUAAAACUCGUGUGGGAAGCCAUGACGGCUUAAAGUGGCAUAAGAAACCAGACAGAGGGCCUUCUCGGUAGUGGCGCCUGCCCUGUGGAACACCCUCCCAUCAGAUGUCAAGGAAAUAAACAACUAUCUGACUUUCAGAAGACAUCUGAAGGCAGCCCUGUUUAGGGAAGUUUUUAAUGUUUGAUGUUUUAUCAUGUUUUUAAUAUUCUGUUGGGAGCCGCCCAGAGCGGCAGGGGAAACCCAGCCAGUUGGGCGGGGUAUAAAUUAUUAUUAUUAGAGUGCUUUACAUGUAUGCUGCAGGCGGGGCCUUCGUCUCUGGUUGUUACUCGCUUGCAUUAAAUGAUUAUAAUAGUUAUAACAAUGCAGAAGAGUGACAAUGAGAGACAGAGGUUCCAUCUGCCCCAUACAUUUAAAGCUGUAUCAUGUCACUUUAAACAGUCACAGCUUCACCCAAAGGAUUACAGGAACUGUAGUCUGUUAACAGGCGCUGAGAGUUUUUAGGAGGCCCCUAUUCCCCUCAUAGUGCUACAGUUCUCAGACUGGUUUAAGAAUCCCUUGUCCCAAGGAACUCUUGUGAAUCAUAGCUUCAUGAGGGCAAUAGGGGUUUCCUAGCAACUCUCAGCAUCCUUAACGAACUACAGCUCCCAGGUUCCUUUGGGGGAAACCAUGACUGCUUAAAGUGGUAUAAUACUGCUUUAAGUACUCAGUGCUUACGGGACCUAGCUAAAAGAAGUCAUACAUGUGAAAAUAAUUUAAUAUAUAAUUGAAGUG